Molecule: messenger RNA, 1895 nt
Organism: Diorhabda sublineata
Lineage: Eukaryota; Metazoa; Arthropoda; Insecta; Coleoptera; Chrysomelidae
Product: neuropeptide Y receptor type 2-like
Exons: 5
Coding region: 370-1641 (423 amino acids)
Biological process (GO): G protein-coupled receptor signaling pathway
Cellular component (GO): plasma membrane; neuron projection
Molecular function (GO): neuropeptide binding; neuropeptide Y receptor activity
Source: RefSeq, a predicted model, not a curated record
AUUCGCGAGUUCGGAACUGAGGUUCCGAUUCAAACAAAACAAAUCAAAAGCCUCUUGCCGUCACUUUACACACUGCGAUAUCAGUUGGAAACUGUCAUUCAAGCAUGCGAUAACGUGUUAGGAAAUAUUUUCCCGAUAUAUAUCAUUUAUUAGUUGAUACGGUUAACUCCAUUUCACUCGAUUUGAUAUUGGAGCAAUUGGUUCUUGGUGAAAUUAAUGGUGAAUUUUUCAACUUUCAGACAAGUUACAACAGGUUUUGGAACUUUUUUAAGUUCAAACCUGUCAACAGGAAUAUAAAUGAAACCAAUUGGGUGCUAAUAGACUUCGAAGCGGAGGUAACCUUCUGGAGAUGAAGUCAAUCUAGUAAAAAUGAAUAUCAGCCAGAUAACAGGCGGUGUUAUGUACAAUACUACAACCAAUGGAGAUAUUAUCAAUGACAACACGGUGCAAGUGGCGUUUUUUAUUAUUUAUACGAGUAUAUUUGUUAUGGGAAUUUUCGGAAACGUUUUAGUGUGCUACGUAGUUUUUCGAAAUAAAGCGAUGCAGACGGUGACGAAUUUAUUUAUAACGAAUUUGGCUCUGUCGGAUAUAUUGUUGUGCGUAUUAGCUGUGCCGUUUACUCCGUUAUACACGUUUCUAGGUGAAUGGGUAUUUGGUAGACUCAUAUGUCAUUUGGUGUCAUACACUCAAGGAACAAGCGUGUAUAUUUCAACUUUAACAUUGACAUCUAUCGCCAUAGAUAGAUACUUCGUUAUAAUAUAUCCCUUUCACCCUAGGAUGAAACUAUCAACUUGCAUCGUCAUAAUAUUGAUAAUAUGGAUAUUUUCAAUGUUGGUAACUUUACCGUUGGGGGUGUACGUGAAGUUAUUUUCCGUCGACAAAGACUCUGAGAAGUAUUUUUGUGAUGAAAAUUGGCCGAGUGAAGAGUGGAGAAGAACUUUCGGAGGAAUUACGACGGCCAUGCAGUUCCUCUUACCCUUUAUCAUAAUGGCAUAUUGCUACAUAUGCGUUUCUAUGAAAUUGAAUGAUAGAGCGAGAUCUAAACCUGGUUCAAAAAAUAGUAGAAAAGAAGAAGCAGAUAGAGAAAGAAAAAAGAGAACAAACAGAAUGCUUAUCGCGAUGGUUGCCGUGUUUUUAGUAUCCUGGCUACCGUUGAAUGCAUUUAAUAUUAUAAACGAUUUUUGUCAACAGAUGGAGAACUGGAAUUUUUAUUAUUUAACCUUCUUUGUGUCUCAUGCCAUAGCGAUGUCGUCCACUUGCUACAAUCCAUUUCUCUAUGCUUGGUUGAAUGAGAAUUUUAGGAAAGAAUUCAAGCAAGUUCUUCCUUGCUUCGAUGGAGCUUCAAGAAGAACACCUCCGAAUAGAUUUGACAAUUGGAGAUCGGAAAGAACAUGUAAUGGAAACGAGACACAACAGGAAACUCUACUUCCCUCUUCUGGAAAUAAUAGAGCUAUUUCAUUUGGGGAAAGGAAGCUAACACCACCACCUCAGAAAACGGAUAGUGUAGAGAUGGAAAAUAUUAUGGUACAAGCAACUGAAAUAGCUGUACAGGAUUCUACAUCGGAUAAUAUUAGACUGAAACUCAUAACCAAAGAGAAGCCUCCUCCUUAUGAAGCUCAAGUUCAAGCUACCGAGGAAUAAAAUGAAUUUGGGCUCCCAUCUACACAUAUUGGAAAUAUUUCAAAAGAAGAGACAACACUGUUGAACUACACUGUCUAUUUGCAACGGAGUGCCAAAUUCAAUUUGAAAGACAUUGAAAAAUCUCAUUUUAGAACAGUUAAAUAUAUCAAUUCACGAUACUCGUAGAUAAAAUAAAAUACAAAUUGAACUAACUGUAAAUGUAAAAACUAUUUCAAGUCAAGAAAUAAUUGUUGAACAACCAAAAAUUCCCAAAA